Molecule: messenger RNA, 3098 nt
Organism: Cinara cedri
Lineage: Eukaryota; Metazoa; Arthropoda; Insecta; Hemiptera; Aphididae
Source: the annotation of a GenBank genome assembly
AUGGAAUUUGAUUCAUUUUCUGAAUUUUAUGAACAGUUAAAUGCGUACUACGUAGACAAGCCUGGGAAAAAGCCACCUACCAAAAUUGACGUUCAAUUAAUGAUUGAAGACAUUUUAGCAGCAAAAGUAAAAAUGUAAGUAAUCGUUAAAAUAUACAAAAUAUUAGUAAAUAAAAAUUAUAUAUUAAGACACUUCAAAUAAAAUUAUUACAAUCAGCCAUCAGGGCUUGUCUUACAAACACGUAACAUAGCAAAUUUACGCUCAGCAGUUCACGUUUUAUUCCGUUGGAUUAAAAAUUAGAUAAUAAAUAUUUAAAUAAUAUUAUUUAAUAUUUACAUUAAAUAUUUGUUUAUAAUUUGAAAUUUAUCUGUUGAACGGUCGAUAUCUCAUCUUUACAAUUUAUUAAUAAUAAAUAUAGUACGGUGCGAUACGUACCAGUAUCAAUGUUAUUAUUUCGAUUUCACGAAAAGUUACCUAUUGAUGUAAUUAAUUUAAAAUAUUACACAAAGUGUAAAAUAAGAGUUUCCAUUUCAUGAAAUGGAUAAAAUAUAUGUCCGUUUCAUGAACUAAAAUUUGACUUACACGUNAGAAAAUGAAUCAAAUUCCAUUUUAACGCUAAUAUACGGCUCGCUUCAAGUUAAAGGACGUACUGGCAUCAUAUAAAAAUAAUAUAAUAUACAGAUUUUCCAGAAUGCCUUGGUCGUAUCACACUUAUACAAUUGAUUCAAUUGAAUUUUGAUUAAAUAUAUAUUUUAUCGACUAAAAUUUAUCUGCUGAACGGUCGAUAUCUCAUCUUUACAAUUUAUUAAUAAUAAAUAUAGUACGGUGCGAUACGUACCAGUAUCAAUGUUAUUAUUUCGAUUUCACGAAAAGUUACCUAUUGAUGUAAUUAAUUUAAAACAUUACACAAAGUGUAAAAUAAGAGUUUCCAUUUCAUGAAAUGGAUAAAAUAUAUGUCCGUUUCAUGAACUAAAAUUUGACUUACACGUUAUGAUCGUAGUUCAUGAAAUGAACAUUCAUUUCAUGAAAAAUACGAUUACACUAAGUGGAUACGACUUAUAUAUAUAUAUAUUGUUGACGAAGCAUCACUUUCAAUUGAACUCCGCUCAGAAUCGUUUUUUCGUUAGUAAUGGUCUAUUGCUGCUUACAGGUAUACAUUAAAUUAUCUAUAACAGUGGCUGCACCCGUCCCCAUUAUCUUAGUACGUCUCUUUCUUUUGAAAAUUAAAUUAUGUUUUAUUUACACGACGUUUCUCGUCUUGCGCGCUCGGUGCGACAGCGGCACAGUGCGAAAUAUGUGACGUUUUCGUUUGUUCCCGUUCGCGUAGUCUGGCGGAAAAAUUAUCACGUCGAUUAUAAAAAAAAAAAAAAAAAAAAAAUAACGACGGUCGGCAAUAGAAAAAAAAAAAAAUAAAUAUUGUACACGCGGUAGACGUUUUCUGUUUUCCUCUCCUUGCCGUAUAAAUCUUUACCGCGUAAUACGUUGUCCGGACGGUUUAACGGGUUUCUCCCCCCACCCCUUCUCCCCUUGCGGUUCGUACCCGUGCGGGGUACGACAUUGAUCGGUCGUGUGCACUUACUGUACGUGGGCACCCCGUACAGCACGUACCCUGCACAAUGUACCGGCCGACGGCGACGCGUCAAAACGCGAAAUCCGCCGUAGGAAUUAUAUCGUUCCGGUCGUUUAUACAACGCCGGCGUUAUAAACAUUACCGCCGCCCGACGUGCGGUUACCACGGGCUCCUACCUAAUGGUUUAUGCAUUACGUAUUAUUAUUUAUUCGCGUUAAACUGUUGUUGUUGUUUUUCCGCUGUUUACACCGGCGGCUAGACGAGAAGAAGAGGGGGUUUUUUAAGUGCCUAUUUAUCCCCGGCCGUCGUCGCGGCGUUUGGUCCCGGCGAACGCGACACCGGCGCGCGGCGACAACGCCCCGUCGUAACUCCGCCGCGUACCGCGUGCGCAUUAUACGUGGGGACGACCGACGUGGCGCGUUAACGCUCGGAGGAAGUGUUGACUCUUUUCGGCGUUUCUUUUCUUUUUUUUUUUUCUUCAAAUUCGUACAGCGCGUUUAAGAUACGAAACGGCCCUAGGAUUUUGUAACCGACGUCUCGAUUUUCAUCGGUGACCAAUCGCCAAACGCUUUUACGGGAUAUUACGUUUAUACGCGCGUGCGGUGUGAGCGGCGUGAGCGGUAUGGGGGCACCGUACAAACGCCGGGUGUACGCGGCAUCCGUCUACGCCGUGCCGCCGCGCAAAUAGUGCACCACUGCUCUUACCCCGUUAACCGACCCCGAAGUGAAAUAUUUCGUCGACGGGUCGCCGGCAACACCAAAACGUAUUUAAACUCGUAAUCCUCUUACGCGGAAUUUACCAUAUACGUUGGCUGGGUAUUUGAAAAUCAAAAUUGGGCAGCGGUUUCGUCCUCUACGACAAGAGCGACGACAAAUCAACGUAACAUUUUAGAGUUACUUAUUUGUUAAAUUUUAUGAAAAAUAAAUCCCGAGAUAAUGAGUGUUUUGCGCUUGUGUCGAUCACUCUGUGUACUUUAAAAAGCGUGUAGGCGUAAAAAAAACCUCUUGUAAAAUGCUCCUUUCUUUGUCGUUGCACAUACUCAUAUAAUAAUAUGUAUUUAUUCAGUGCUUAUUCGCACCGGGCGAGUGAACAGAAAUUGCUACUGCGAAACGUGCCUGUACAUUUAAUUAUUAUACUAUACGAUCAUAGUAUAACCCAGGUCUUCUCCUGUGUAUCGUUCUCAGUUCUUAUAUUUUUAUUUAAAAGAAUUUUUUGAGAAAGUGAGCAAUAUUAACAUUUAAAAAAAAAAACAAAUCAGAUGGUUACACAUACUCGUAUGUACCUAUAGAUUGAGAGAGGAUGUCGAAUAGCGUAACGAAAUAUACACUAGAACAGAGGACCCGCAGAGGACUAAAUGCGACCGUCGGACAGACAAAAUAUGGAUAGACUAACGAUUAAAACAGAAGAUCUCCAAAUAUAUGUCUUUAUAGAGUGAAUAAUCCGAAAGAAGUGGCGAACAAUAGAGAAGAACAGAUCGAGGAUAGGCUGUGUGGAGAAGUGAUUGGCCCAGAAGUCUUAACGACUUGA